This is a messenger RNA of Ipomoea triloba (trilobed morning glory), 909 nucleotides long. RefSeq lists its product as uncharacterized. The record is from RefSeq and is a predicted model, not a curated record. The transcript is spliced from 3 exons. The coding region runs from base 1 to 909 and encodes 302 amino acids. NCBI's taxonomy places the organism in Eukaryota, Viridiplantae, Streptophyta, Magnoliopsida, Solanales, Convolvulaceae.
AUGGCUGCACCAUUCAACGCAAGGAUAAUGGAUACACCUCUUCCAAAGGAGUUCAAGCUUCCGACUAUCAAAGCCUACGUAGGGACCUCAGACCCGCGUGCGCACAUGACAAGGUAUAAGGCGGCAAUGGUGAUGAUGGGGGCAGAAGAUGACAUUAUAUGCAGAGCAUUUUUGUCCACUUUGGAUUGGGCGGCUCAGGACUGGUUCAAUACAAUCCCAUAUGGCUUAAUUCAAAAUUUUGGAGAAUUAUCAAAAAGCUUUUUAAGUUACUUUUCUGACAAUAUACAAUGUAAGAGGCUUUUCUCUCACCUGUACGCAGUAAGGCAAGAUAAAGGGGAAAACUUAAAAGAUUUUCUGAACAAAUGGAAGAUGGAGGUCAGCAAUGUGCACGAUUUAGACUCUAAGGCGACGAUCUUCAUAUUUAUCCAGGCAUUGACGUCGGGAGAUUUUCACAGGCAGUUAAACGGCCACCAUCCACGCUCCUAUGAGGAACUAAUGAGGAUAGUUAAUCGUUAUGCUGAGAUAGAGGAGACUGAUAGAAAGAAGAAGGAUGAGGAAGAAGGCAGGAGGGGUGGGCAACCUAAUAAAGUUGGUCCGACCAACCAGGCACCACGCCCAAACCAAUCGUCCACAACAAAAGGGAGAGAUCACGAGAGGCCUCAUCUCGUACCACUACGACACUUGACACCGCUUACUCAUUCGGUUGGCCAUGAUACUAAUGAGUGUCACAUUUUAAAAGGACAAAUAGAGGAACUAGUGCAGAACGAAUAUUUUACUCAAUUUGUUAAGUAUCCACAGCAGCAGUAUCAACAGCAAGGCCAACCCGGAAAUGUAUGGCGAAAGGAAGAGGACCUUGAGCCGUCCGCUUCCAACACCAAGAAGAAAAGGUACGACCAGCAUAAUCUAUAG